AUGCCGUACGAGAGCUUCAUGCCGCAGCAGCAGGUGGAAAUCACCGAAGUCGUGCAGGACACGACCACCAGCGCGUGGAUGUACGUGCUGCGCGUACAGCGCGGCAACACGAGCACAUACUCGUCGCCGCGCGGACCCGUGGAGGAGGGUUUCAGUCACGAGUACGUUAUCAGUCGUCGCUUCAGCGAGUUCAAGCAGCUCCACACGGCGCUGGUUUCCGUCAUGGGCGACGCAUUGACGCCGUUGCCGGCCGACGGUCUCAUGACGCUCAUCAUGGCCGACAACCAGGCGCUACUGGACGAGCGUCGUGAGGUGCUGGCCCAGAUCGUCAUGGACAUUCUGAACCACCCGGUGGCGCGCGAUCUACCGGACGUACUGGAAUUCCUUGGCCAUGAGUCUAUCAGUGCAAAGGUGAUGGCUCCGCUCUCAGGCCAAUGCACGGGGUCGAUCCGCAAGACGUCGUGUCCGGCGUGGACUGCGCCGUGCCGGGCGUCCGUCAUGUCGUCGUAA
Molecule: messenger RNA, 510 nt
Organism: Phytophthora infestans T30-4
Lineage: Eukaryota; Oomycota; Peronosporomycetes; Peronosporales; Peronosporaceae
Exons: 1
Coding region: 1-510 (169 amino acids)
Molecular function (GO): phosphatidylinositol binding
Source: RefSeq, a predicted model, not a curated record